Penicillium salamii is the source of this 423-nucleotide messenger RNA. The record is from the annotation of a GenBank genome assembly. NCBI's taxonomy places the organism in Eukaryota, Fungi, Ascomycota, Eurotiomycetes, Eurotiales, Aspergillaceae.
AUGAGCCUGUUUUGUGAUAUCUUCAAAGGUUACCCUGCUGCUUUGGAUUUGUAUAUCAUUCACUUGUCUUUUGAACACUAUGAGGCCCUGCCUAUCAUCCGUUGGGACAUUAGCUGGGCGGCGGAACUGAUUAAACAGGCCGGGGAACACCCAGAACAGCUCAAGUCAAUACUUGGACAUCUGCGUUGGUUUUUAAAAGGCGCUGCAACUGCUGCAAGACCAGACUGCGUCGAGGCAUACCCUGCGCUUGGGUUGAAGAUUCGUUUCCCGGGAGGCCAAGAGGCGAUAACCGUCCCCACGCAUGCAUUUAUUACUCUCCGAUAUAUCCGAUCAACUCCUCUCCUUCCAAUUGCAGACCGAUCUGGUCACAUUAGGAUGAAACUGACUCGAUACUCCCCCAUCAAAAGUGGGUUAUCUAUGUGA